GAACAACUUCUAACCUUAAGGCUAUGUGGUUAAGGCUUUGUUUUGCAUGAUAUUGUGAAGCGCUUAUUAUUGUUACAACAGAAGUUUUCAAGAAAAUAUUAUAAAUUAAUUUUAGAGACACAACAACGCAAUUGAUAAGCUUUUAAUACAUACUUGCUGAACAUAAACAAAAUACAAAUGGCAGAUAACGUGGACAGUGAUCUGCUUUAUGAUGAUUUUCAAGAUAAUGACCGAAAAGAAUUUAACGAUGAAAAUUACGAUCAAGGUGACGAUCUCUACGAUGAUGUCUUAUCAACUUCGAACAACAUCAGCAAUAAUGACAAUAAUGCAUCGCAAGAGCACAAUGUUGAGACAGAAACUAAUGGAAGUUAUCAAGGAAAUAUGCAUCAUAUCGCGCGUCGCUUUCAACUUUAUAUUGGAAACUUAACUUGGUGGACAACUGAUCAAGAUAUUCAAGAUGCUGUCGCCGGAAUCGGCGUAAAUGACUUUCAAGAAGUUAAAUUCUUUGAGAAUCGAGCUAAUGGUCAAUCAAAAGGCUUUUGCGUUAUAACGCUUGGAUCUGAACCAAGCAUGAGAAUUGUCAUGGAAAAUUUACCAAAGAAAGAACUAAAUGGACAAAACCCUGUUGUAACACUUCCAACAAAACAAGCGUUGAAUCAAUUUGAGAGUCAACAAAAAACACGUCCAACGCCCCCGGCACCGCCAAAUAAUCAAAAGCCUGGCAUGGGUGGUAUGGGCAUGGGAAUGGGUGGAAUGCCAAUGGGACAAAAUAUACCACAACACAAUAUGAAUCCACAGAGAAUGAUGAAUCCGAACCCUAUGAUGAGAGGACCGAAUCCAAUGAUGCAAAAUGCUCCAAUGCAGAAUCCUAUGCAACAGCGAAUGCCGGGCAAUGGCCCUCCUCCUAUGAAUCAUCCCAAUGGCCCACCAAUGAAUCAACAAAUGCCUCCUCGCUUCCAAAAUAAUUGGAAUGGCCCUCCAAGAGGACAAAUGGGCCCGAAUGGAAUGGGACCGAAUCGUCCACCUAUGAAUAUGAAUCCAAUGAAUAUGAAUCAACGUCCCAUGGGAAUGAAUAUGCCACCGCGUGGUCCAAGACCUGACUGGAACAAUCGUCCGCCAAUGCAUCCAGGAAAUUUCAAUCCGCCACAACAAGGUAUGAACAUGCCACCAAGAGGACCGCCUCAAAUGCCGCUUAAUCAACCUGCACCACAUGUCAAUCCUGCUUUCUUCAACCAAAAUAACAUGGGACAAGGUCCACCAAUGCAGCAAAGUAUGGUUGGUGCUCCACAACAUUUUAAUCAGCAGGGACCACGUCCGGGUAUGUGGCCUGUUAGUGGACCGAAUAAAAUGCCAGGCCCGAGUUUUGAUGUGUCUCAAGCAAAUUCUCAACCGCCAGUAAGUGAAGCUGAGUUUGAAGAGAUUAUGGGACGUAAUAGAACUGUGAGCAGUUCAGCCAUAGCACGAGCUGUAAGUGAUGCUGCUGCAUGUGAAUAUGCAAGCGCAAUUGAGACUUUAGCUACUGCAAUUUCCUUGAUAAAACAGUCGAAAGUGGCAAAUGAUGAACGUUGCAAGAUUCUCAUUACAUCUUUACAAGAUACACUCCAAGGAAUUGAAGCGAAAAGCUUCAAUCGACGAUCGGAAAGGUCGAGAUCGCGUGAAAGACGACGACGAAGGGAGAGAUCAAACUCGAGGACUUACAGACGCUCAAGAAGCAGAGAACAUCGUGAACAUCGUGAACGAGGAAGAGAUGAUCGCUAUUAUGGCAGUGAAAAUUACCAUAGCAGUAGUCGAGAAAACCGCGAAAGAUCGAGAUCUAGAGAACGGGGAAAUGCUGAACAUUACCGUGGUGAUGAAAGCAGCAGUCGACGCCCACGCAAAUCACCUGAAGCCGGCGAUUCUAAUUCCGAAAACUUCAAACGAUCAUAUGAAGAAAGAAAUCGCGAUUCGGAUAGAUAUCGUGGCUCAGACAGAGAACGAGAAACAAGAACUCGCCACUAAACUGAGUUAGAAAAUUUUACGAAGAAAACAAAUCAAUUUCUUUUCUCGUUUAUAAAGUAAUUAGCAUUAAGCACUUUAAUAUUUAAAAUUUUCUUAAUUGAUAAUUUGAAUAUUUCGCAAGACAAAAAUAAAAUAUAAUCUAGAUGUGAGUGAACGAUUAAUAAAAUUGCAGAAAUGAUUCAAAACGAGACAGGAGUAGAAUGAGAGCUUUUAUUAUUAUAAAUUUAAUUUAUUUAUUUAUAUUGUGGAUUGUGGUUGAGAAAGUCAAAGGUACAUCGUUUCGGACCGUAAAUCAGAAGGAAAGGGAAACUUUUUCACUCUUUCUGUUCUAUAAAAUUGAAUAAAGUUGAACAGAAACUUCUUCAUGAACAUUUGUAAUUUUGAUCUCACGCAAAUUUAUAUUUGGGAAGAUCGAAAAUGAGGUCAUUGACCAAUUGUAAUAAUUUUCAAAUUCAUCCUGAAAA
Messenger RNA from Clunio marinus, 2462 nucleotides. The record is from the annotation of a GenBank genome assembly. NCBI's taxonomy places the organism in Eukaryota, Metazoa, Arthropoda, Insecta, Diptera, Chironomidae.